CAGGAAGGGGUUUAAAGAGGGUGGAAAAGGCGCCACGAUGGUUUAUACCACGUACGUCUAGUAGUCCGCGUGUUACCUCUUAAGGACGCAGAGUACUGCAUCGCUAUAUUUUUCAAUCUAACGGUAUUUUUUUAGCAUACACUCUCUGAUUUAUUUAGUAAAAUAGUUUCAUCCAAUUGUUAUGAAGGAAUUAAAAAUUAAAAAAAAAAAUGAAUAAUAAAAUUGUGUAAAACAAUGUAUUUGUUUUGUGUUGAAAAAAAGUUAUUGUAAUUUUCUGAAGACAAAAAAAAUAUUUAUGCAUUGAAAUGAUGAUAAAGAGUAUAAAAAUUAAACAAUAGUGGAAUUGAAGUAUGAAGAACAAAAACAACCGAGAAAUGCAGUUCAUAUAAAAAAAUAAAAAAACAACAAAGUAUUAAACUGUUGACGAACAAAAAGCUGCGUCUGUCAGUUGAUUGACGUCAGGAAGCUCAGAUAAAAACACUGCAAAUGUGGCUCUGUGUACGGUGAGCCGGAACAACCGCGGCCGUAAGGCCCGGGGUGGAACAACUCGAUCCGGCGGAAUUAAAAUAGGCUUAAGUACACGCGCGUUGUGUGUUCCGGGCCCAGUGGCGGGGCCGCACGGUCAUAGUGGUGGUGGAGGAGGUGGAGGCAGUGCAGGUGGUGGAGGUUGUGCUGGAGGUGGAAGCCAUGCCAGUGGAGGAUCCGGACAUGUAUCAGCCCAACAGCAGUACCAUCAACAUCAGCGAGAUCAUCUCUCGACGCCGACUCAUGGACAGAACACUGAUGAAGCGAGCAACGCGGUUGAUGAGCCCAUGGUCCCCGUCGAGAGGACUCAGGCCACCGGAACCUGGAUAUGCUGCGUUCCCUGUUACUGGGUUAAAAGAAGCAAGUCUGUUCAUAAAGCUCUCCUAACUUUUGCUAUGCUUCUUGUGACGAGUUUACUAGUUACCAGUCCGGUUCUGUUCCUGAUCACCACCCUUCCAGAUGCUGACCAGCCUCGAAAUUGCGCUCCUCUGGACGAAGCUUGCAUCAGAGAACGAGAUGGACAGGAUGAAAUAUGUGUUACAAAAGCAUGCAAUGAGGGCUCAAGAAAAAUGUUGGCAUCGAUGAACAGGGACGUGGAUCCAUGCAACGAUUUUUAUCAAUUUGCUUGUGGAAGUUUUCGUGACCGAGAAUCCUCGCCAUCCAGCUCUAGCUUUACCAUACUCCAGAAGCAAAUCGAUCGUAAAAUUCAAACGCUGUUAGCCAAUGAAACAGGACAAAUGGUCGGAGUAUUCGAGAAAAUAGGACUUUUUUAUUCAAGCUGCGUGGCACAAGCUGACAAAGAAGUUAACUUCACUCCAGUAUAUACGCUGCUGGAAGAAUCAGGCGGCUACAUACCUCCGAAAUCAUCAGCGUCAACGGAUAUAACUUUUCUGGUAGCGACACUUCUUAAAAUAAAUGGCGCACCUCUUUUUGAUUUCUACGUCGAUGUCGACUUGUAUGAUCACACGAGAGUAUCUGUUUUUCUGGACCUGCCCUCAAGACAUUUGGCAGACACAUUUUUUUCCAAUAAAUAUAAAGACGGACCAAGAUGGCACGCAGAGGCAAGCAUGAAAAGAGUAAUCCGCAAAAAAAGAUCUAAUCCUGCAGAGAGUCAAGCGUAUACCGUCAUCAAGAACGCAAGGGAUGAAUACAGAUGCCACACAAUUGAAAAAAUAUUGCACCAAUAUUUACCAAUGAAUAUGGAGAAGCGUGAGCGAUCAUAUGAAACUUAUUUGUUGUUACAAUUCUGUUUAUCACUUAGCAAGAUUUAUCCUCGGCAAAAAGACUUGUAUAAUUGGGUUGACGUUGAUCAAAGAGUGUACGUGCCGUACAAUCUGACGUACCUUCAGGAUAACUUCAAUUAUAUAAGGUGGAAGACGCUGUUGAACAUUACGAUGGAUAAUGACACUUUGAACAAUUUGUACAAACAUGGAACUACUGACGAUCAGUUUGUGUAUGUUUACAUCACUGCACCUCGGUAUUUCAGAAGUUUAGGGAAAUUGCUCAAUCAAUUUUCAAAGAGAGUUGUUCACAAUGGUUUGCUACUUUUAUAUGCAGUGGAUACUCUUCACGACAUCGUAAACGUAACUGCCAGUAACAAUUGGAAUGUAUCUUGCAGCAAAUUGACAAGAAAUUUAUUUUCCGAAAUGGUUGGAGCCUUAUAUGUACAACAAUAUAAACCUCAAUAUUUACAACUACUAGCCGGUCGAGUCAAUAAUUUAUUCGAGCGAGUUAAGGAAACAUUAGCAGAAAGGAUAUUAGUAAAAUCUUGGCUUGAUGACGAUACCAGGGCACAAUCUUUACUGAAGCUAACUGAGCUACGAGGCAAGUUUCACGUUUGGCCUGGUUUUCAUAAUAAGUCUUUACUGGCGCAUGAAAUGGCUAAGGUUGUUAUCGAGCCGGAUUUUUUUACUACCGUAAUUAAACGAUUCCGACAAUUACGUAACCUGAAGGACCAAGUUCUGAGAGGAACACUAAAUGAUAGAUGGCGAAAUCCUUAUGCUGUUAAUGCAUACUAUGAAUCUUCAACAAAUUCAAUAGUGAUACCACUUGCCAUGAUGACUGCCUGGUCGUGGUCAUGGGAAGGAGGACCAGCUUAUUCUGCUCACGCAACUCUAGGUUCCGUAAUCGCUCAUGAAAUUCUUCAUGUAUUCGAUCUUCACCAUCGCUUGCCUUUAGAUCCCGAGAUAAACUUAAAAAAUUGGGUUUGGAUUACUCCCAAAUCUUGGAGUCAACUUGAAAGUAAAAUAGAAUGUGUAGCGAGGCUUUACGCUAAAAGGUUUUGGAGAAAAGUUCAAUUUUACGGCAAUGAAGUAGAUGUACAGUUUGACUGGAAUGUUACGAGAAACGAAAAUGUUGCUGACAUUGGUGCUCUCCAAAUUUCUUAUCAAACCUGGUAUACAUUAACAAACGGACGAGAUCGAGCUUUGCCAAUUUUAGACGCUCUCCGCCCAAGUCAAAUGUUUUUUAUUAGCGCAGCCCAGACUUACUGUACUAACAUGACUGCCGAGGCCUAUAUCCUUUCCGUCGAGCUUGAUUAUCACACUCCGUCUCCAGAGAGAGUAAACGUUGUUAUGAUGAAUUCGCCAGGCUUUGCCGAAGCUUUUCGUUGUCCACUUGGUUCACGAAUGAAUCCGCCUAACAAAUGCAGCACAUGGUGAUAUACUAAAUAAAUAAACUAUGAAUCAUCAUUUUAAAUAUUGAUGAAUCAAUUACAAAAAAAUUUGGCUCAACUGCGACACUUCCGACGAUUUAUGUGGUUUUUUAUUUAUUUGAGAUAAAAAAUAAACAAAUGCAUUAGUUAUUAAAUUGCCAAUAUCCAUAAAACACCAGUCAAAAUAAAAAAAAAAUAAAUCAAUUAUUGCAAUUUAUGUUUACAUAAUCGUCGGAAAAAUUACGUAUGUCGUACAUUGUGAACGGUAGUUAAUAAUUAACUGUAAAUAUUAAUACUAAUCAAUAAUAUAUUAUAUUACUAUAAUUAUAGUUAUUAUAAAUAAUAAUUCUGAAAAAGAACAAACAAAAGUUUUGAAAAAAUUCUAGGCCUUAUUGGAUGAAGAAUUUAUUAAAACUACGGAUUGUUUAGAUUGUUUGGCUUAUGCAACUAUAAUUGUUAGUCGCGUGCAAAUAAAUAAUCUAGCUAAAAAUUAUUCACAGUCUGAACAUUUUUAUGCAAUAUAAAUACGACAAAUGUUUAUUUUACUAUUGUUUAAAUUUAAAUAAGUAUAAUUAUCACUGUUAAAAUAAUUAAUUAUAUAUAAACAUUAAGAAAACUGACGCCUAUAAUAUUAACUUCAUGCUAAUAAUUUUAAUGUUUAUUUUUAAAACUUUAUUCUUCAUAAAAUAGACAGAAAUAAUUUAACUGAAAAUAUUUUCCAGUAAAAUUACGACUAUUUGUCUGGAAAUUUUCUAGUUAGAUAAUAGUCAAUUAAUAUGGUAGAAGAUGUAAUUUCAUUAAGAAAAUAAAUAUUUUAAUGAAUCUUGAAAUAUUUUAAAAAAUAUUUCACCUUUUUUUCGUGUCGAAAAAAGUCGACAUGUGUACAGUAAAUUGUUGUAAGUUAUUUUUCUUUUCCAUGAGAAUUUUUUUGAAAAAAAAUAAAAAGAAAUGAUAAAUAAGUAAUUUUAAAAAAGUGAACCAAUAAUGAAAUUAUAAGAAUUGGAAGUUCACAUUUUUCUAAUAUGAAAGUAUAAAUUGUGAAGGAACAAAAAAUAACGAAUACCACUGUCAAUAAAAAUUUAUUUUUUUAUGAAACUUCAAUGUCUUGAUUGGUUAACUAUAAAUAAAUAUUUAUUGGAACGAUAUUUUGAAAUUAAUAUGCCAAAACAACUGUUACGAUUUUUUGAAUAUUGUCAUUCGCUUGCACUAGAGAAAGUAAAAAAAAAUGUUUAGUGCUCUUCUUAUACAAAGUUUGGUGUCAUUGCAUUUUUACUCAAUACUUUAUUAUCGAAAAUAUAAAAGAAAAACAUUCCCAAUAUUUAUUUUUUUUUGUUUUUUGAUAAAAAUCGAUUAUAUAAUAUGGUUUUAUUAAAUUUUUUAUUGAAAAAUGUUUAAUAAUUUUAGGCUAGCAUUAAAUUUUUUUUUUUUUUGACUUAAUAGAUAUUAUGUCUGUCGAACGAAUAUUCAAAUUAGUCAUAUCUUUUUGGCAGUAAAUUUUUGAGUAUAAAGUAAUUAUACCAAGCAAAGAAUGUUUCAAUCUCUACUGAAAACUAAUUUAUUGUAUAAAUAAUUAAGAUAGUUGAUAAUUCGUCAUUAGAAAAGAUUAUUUUCAAUGUGUAUAUUCAUUUUUUAAAAAUAACUGGACGUUUGGUAAGAAAAUUCAAUUAUAUGAAUUAUUGAUACCAAGAGCAAUGAUAACUUUAAAUUUAAUUUUGUGUGAUUAUUUAUAAUUUGGUUUGAAAAAAUGUCAAUAAUCCGAGUCAAAUUAUAUAAUAUGUAAUUAUAAAAGAGGGCUUUAAUAUAUAACAGACGAUAAAUCGAAAUAGAAUGACGAGAGUAAAUUAUAAAAAUAAAUACAAAUGUUCCAAGUCGUAAAAUUAAGGCUGUGAACUUACUCGACUAGGUUGUCAAAAAAAAAAAAAAAUAUUGUGAUUGCGGAUUUAAAUAUUGUCUGGAGUAAUACAGUAAUAAAAAAAAAUAUUAACUGGGCUCCUUAAUUUUGUAACGUUGAUACCUUAGAUUCGAAUUAGAAUCUGGUGUGGUAUGAAGACAAAAUAUUUGUUUUAAACGGUAAAAAAUUUGUUGUGAUGUAGCCGAAUGUAAAGGAGACAAAAGAUAGAUGAUAAUUUGUUUACGAGCAAUAAAUACUAGUAAUUAUUACUAAGAUAAAUGCUAAAGUUUGAAAAAUGAAA
Messenger RNA from Cotesia glomerata, 5370 nucleotides. Its product is annotated as endothelin-converting enzyme 1-like. The coding region runs from base 813 to 3185 and encodes 790 amino acids. Gene Ontology annotation, biological process: protein processing. The record is from RefSeq and is a predicted model, not a curated record. The transcript has 17 exons. Gene Ontology annotation, cellular component: plasma membrane. Gene Ontology annotation, molecular function: metalloendopeptidase activity. NCBI's taxonomy places the organism in Eukaryota, Metazoa, Arthropoda, Insecta, Hymenoptera, Braconidae.